CCGGGGCAUGCCGGGAGUUGUAGUUCUGCCGCUACGGAGUCCCGCCUGCGGCGGCGGGGCCGGCUCCCGCAGCCGCACUACGACUCCCGGCACCCCGCGCGCCGCGCCGCGAGGAGCCCAGUUGAAGCGGGUGGCGGCGGCGGAGCGCGCCCCUCCCCCCCGCCGAAAAGCCCCAAACCAAAACAAAAACAAACCGCCCCCCCCGUCCCCCUCGCCCGCCGCCCCCGCCGAGCCCCGGACAUGGCGGCGCCGGGAGGGGGCUCCGCCAGUUGUGGGUGCUGAUCCGGCCCCCGCGUCCCCCUGUCCGCCCGUCCCUCCCCGCCCAUGGGCGAGACAUGGACUACGAGUUCAAGUCAAAGCUGGCGGCCGAGCGCGAGCGGGUGGAGGACCUGUUCGAGUACGAGGGAUGCAAGGUGGGCAGAGGCACCUACGGGCACGUCUACAAGGCCCGCCGCAAGGACGGGGGAUUGUGAAGCGAGGAGCACCUGGCUCCCGACGGCCUCUCCCCGGCUGCUCUCCGGAGCGGCCCGGGAAGCUCCCGGGGCUUGUGUUGGUCCCUGGUGUGUACCCAGCUGCAGGUACCCCGCUGGUCCCAGUGCCAGGCACGCUUGGCUUGAUGGCCUCUGGGAUGCUUCUCGCAGCCAGAGCUGGCAGCUUCUGUCCAGGACCUACACACACAAAAGAUGAAAAGGAGUAUGCACUGAAGCAAAUUGAAGGUACAGGGAUAUCCAUGUCGGCCUGUAGAGAGAUUGCACUUUUACGAGAGUUGAAGCACCCAAAUGUGAUUGCAUUGCAGAAGGUUUUCCUUUCUCACAGUGACAGAAAGGUUUGGCUGCUGUUUGAUUAUGCUGAGCAUGAUUUGUGGCAUAUUAUCAAGUUUCACCGUGCCUCAAAAGCAAAUAAAAAGCCCAUGCAGUUGCCAAGAUCUAUGGUUAAAUCCCUCCUCUACCAGAUCCUCGAUGGAAUCCAUUACCUCCAUGCAAACUGGGUGCUUCACAGAGAUCUGAAACCAGCAAACAUUCUGGUAAUGGGUGAAGGUCCUGAAAGAGGAAGAGUCAAAAUAGCCGAUAUGGGUUUUGCAAGAUUGUUUAACUCGCCUUUGAAGCCACUGGCAGACUUGGAUCCGGUUGUGGUGACAUUCUGGUACAGAGCUCCAGAGCUGUUACUUGGGGCCAGGCAUUACACAAAGGCCAUUGAUAUUUGGGCAAUUGGCUGCAUAUUUGCUGAACUGUUGACUUCAGAACCUAUAUUUCACUGUCGCCAGGAGGACAUCAAAACAAGUAAUCCUUUUCAUCACGAUCAGCUAGACCGCAUUUUCAGUGUAAUGGGAUUCCCUGCAGAUAAAGACUGGGAAGACAUAAGGAAGAUGCCAGAAUAUCCAACUCUUCAGAAAGAUUUUAGAAGAACAACAUAUGCCAAUAGUAGCCUCAUAAAAUACAUGGAGAAACACAAAGUCAAGCCUGACAGCAAAGUUUUUCUUUUGCUUCAGAAGCUUCUUACUAUGGACCCUACGAAGAGAAUUACCUCAGAGCAGGCUUUGCAGGACCCCUACUUUCAAGAGGAUCCUCUGCCUACAUCAGAUGUGUUUGCUGGCUGUCAGAUUCCAUAUCCAAAAAGAGAAUUCCUCAAUGAAGAUGAACCUGAAGAGAAAGGGGAUAAGAAUCAGCAGCAGCAGAACCAGCAUCAGCAGCAGACAGCACCUCAGCAGCAGGCGCAGGCGGCGCCGCCGCCGCCGCAGCCGCAGCAGCAGAGCAGCAGCCAGACCAACGGGACGGCGGCGGGCGGCGGCGCGGCAGGGGCGGCGGCGGGCGCGGGGCUGCAGCACAGCCAGGACUCCGGCCUCAACCAGGUGCCUCCCAACAAGAAACCACGCAUUGGGCCUUCAGGCGCUAACUCAGGCGGGCCUGUCAUGCCUUCAGAGUAUCAGCACUCCAGCUCGCGCCUGAGUUACCAAAGCAACAUUCAGGGAUCUUCUCAGUCCCAGAGUACAAUGGGCUAUUCCACGUCAUCUCAGCAGAGCUCUCAGUAUCACCAAUCUCAUCAGUCUCACAGGUACUGAGGGGCCUGACAGGCUGCACUCAGAAAGGAAUGGACUAGAAGCCAGAAGACUCCAGCAAUAUGAAGUUCAUAACGAUGAGAAGACCAAAAAUACAAACUGUGAUGCAGAAUUAAAAUUCAUGAUGACAAAAGGAAAACUUCACUCACUGAAGACUUUCCCCACCCCUGUCCCAUCCCCAUCCCUUUAUUGCCAUAAAGGAGAUUCUUGUGAAGUUUUCCUUCUUCCCUGCCCUUGCAUGUGCUCCAUUGUGGUUACUCUAAUGAACCCUUCUGAUCUGAACCCAGCACUUAACUUCUUUAACCUUUGGAAUUUUGAAGGAUUCCUGGUGCACCUUCCUUAUGCUGUAGUGAUUGCCAUAAAUCUGUCUUUUCAAUCUCUUUGAUGGGAUUUUAAAGUUUUAAAAUCUUGAACUCCCAGGCUUUCAAGCUUGUAUAUAGUUAGUUUUAUACUAGGCAAACCAGUUUAGCUAUACAGGUAUAUUGCACCUUUUUAAAGCACUAUGUUAUUUUCACAGGAUAUUACUGUUUUGCUCAUGGAUGUCAAGAACAGCGAAAUUUUACUGUUCCAGAGUAUUUUACUAUUCUGUUUUUAUUAGUCUAGUUUUCAGGCAAAAUAUUAAAAAUAAAAAAUUUUAAAAAUUGAUAAAAUGAAAAAAGAAAAAAACCCACCCAAGUCUCUGCAGUGACAGAUAUGCUUCAUGCUACUGGACUGAAUACCAAACAGAAGAUUGCUGAUAUUUCUUAACUCAUUCACAUUGAAUUCUUGAAAUCGCAGUGAUCAUGCUCUGACUAGUUUUAAAUUAAACAUUACUUUAAAUGAAACCAGGACAGUCACAUAAAAAGGAGAUGCUUUGAGGAUGUGUUGGAACAGAAGAAUGGAAUGUCUUCCCAGGCUGGACACCAAAAUAGUCAGGAAAAUGUAUUUACUGCCCUCAAGUCUCGGUAGGAAUGUGGAUGAUGGGCUUUUUCUGUUUUUCUGCUAAGUAGCUUAUUAAUGUGUGUGAGAGUUCUAUAAAUUUAGCUUUUUUUCACAUUCCUGAGUCAGUUCUCAAAAUUUAAAGGUGACAGAAAUACUAAGACUUGCAAAAACAAAUGCAUUUAAUCAUUUUAUGUUAGAAUUUAUAAUUAAGAGAAAUUAUUGUGCCGUUUGAAAAGCAUGUUGAAAAUUGUUCCUUUUUCUUGUUUAUAAUGCAUAUUCUGUGUCCCUCACAUUGCUGUGAUUAACCAGAUUAGUUACACCAGAUGCCCUUGAUUGCACUGAAAUAUUUCUUUUUCCCUAGAGCAAACAUGUUUUGAUUGUGCCUAAGGGACUGUAAGUGGAUGGGUAGUUGGCCGAAAAUCCCCAGUAAUUAAGCAAGAGUUCAGAAGCAUAAUCAGAGGAUUAUUGUCCAACUUCUGGAACCACAGUUAUUCAGAGAGACACAACAUGUAAUUUGGGACAGCUUCAUUUUUUCUUCGGCCUUCAGAAAAAAGGCUGACUCCAGUGGCAGAAAACCUAGAGGAAUGCAUUUAGAAAGCUACUGGCAGUGUAACAUCAGUGAGCUUCUACAGCUGGCAUCCAGAGAAGAGGUGAAGUGAGAGUAGUUCAGGUGUAAAAGGAGAGUGGUAACAAGUUUUUAUACUGCAGUGUUCUCUUCUGCCCUGUGCCCACACAAACGGUGUACCUGUACAUUCACACUGCAGUUGUGAUCAGAUGUAGCAAGAUGAGUAGAUCUGUUUGCUCUGAGGAGAAUGCUUUUCGUCACAGCUAGUCACAUACAUAGCUCUACUGGAUUUGAUCUCCCAGUCAUCUUUAGUGCCCCCUUCCUCCUCAAGCUCAUGCUGUUUUCCUACUUUUUGUGAGCAGUUGGUUUGCUUUGGCCAUCCCUACCAUCAUGUGAUUUUGACAACACCCAGCUGCUCUGGAAAAGCAGCUAAAACCUGCUUUUGUCAUCAAAUGGAUAAGAAGGUGGAGAAAAACUAAAUGAAGCAAUUGAAAGGAAAAAAAAAAAUUCUGGGGAAA
This is a messenger RNA of Prinia subflava (tawny-flanked prinia), 4060 nucleotides long. It is a transcript of the gene CDK19, whose product is annotated as cyclin dependent kinase 19. Gene Ontology annotation, molecular function: protein serine/threonine kinase activity; ATP binding. Gene Ontology annotation, biological process: protein phosphorylation. Gene Ontology annotation, cellular component: nucleus; cytosol. Lineage: Eukaryota; Metazoa; Chordata; Aves; Passeriformes; Cisticolidae. The record is from RefSeq and is a predicted model, not a curated record.